GUAAUCCUUCCUAUCUGAGAUCAACUCUCAAUCCAAGUCUCAUUACAGACACGCAACACGCCUACAAGAAAGGGAAAUCGAAAGAGACAGCACUACACUCGUCUCGUCUCAAUGUCCCAAAAGGAAUAUGCACUGGUAGCUUUCCUGGACAUAGAAGGAGCUUUUAACAACGUCAUCCCUACGGCGAUUACCGGAGCCGUGACAGACCUUGGGGUGGACCGCCACUCGGUGGGACUCAUAAACCAACUGCUCACCUGCAGGGUGCUCUUCACUAGACGAGUCAACCCUCACUAGGCACGUCAGCAGAGGCACUCCGCAAGGAGGCGUCCUUUACCCACUUCUAUGGAACAUAGCAGACAACUCGAUACUAUGCGACAUGGAAGGGGGGGGCUGCAGGAUAAUAGCCUAUGCGGACGACGUUGCUAUUAUGUUCACAGGUAAUUACCUCCAAACGCUAUGCGACGUCAUGAGUGAAAAACUCAGUGUUCUGUCCAGCUGGACCAAAAGUAACGGAAAAGUAACGGACUAGGAAUUAACCCCUCAAAGACCGAGCUGGUUCUCUUCACUAGGAAAUAUAAUGUACCAGGCUUAGUCUCACCUAUCCUCAACAAUCAAAGACUUUCCUUCAGUAUCAGCGCAAGGUACCUGGGCGUAAUACUUGACAGGAAACUAAACUGGAAUUUGAACCUCACAGACAGAUACAAGAAAGCUUCAACAGCAUUCUUCUCGUAGAAGAAAGCAAUAGGGCUCAAAUGGGGCAUGACACCCUAUAUAGUAAACUGGAUAUAUACGGCCAUCGUCAGACCAAUACUACUGUACGGGGUCGUGGUAUGGUGACCGGCUCUGAAAAAGAAAUCCAGCAUAAAAAUGCUAGCAAAGAUGCAAAGAGCCGCGGCACUCUGCAUCAGCAGUGCUUUACGCACCACCCCAAACGAAGCCCUAAAUGUCAUACUCAACCCCCCAAGCCCAGAACUAGCUGGCAUGGAACAGGCUAAAGUAGCGGCAAUCAGGCUUAGAGAUACCAAACAGUGGAACACACAAGAAGCGAGUAACUUAUGUAUCCUAAAAGUCAUUCAAAUAGUCCCCUCCAGGACAGACUACAGCACUCCAACGGAGUACAUACAAACACCGUUUAACAUAAUCAUCCCAGAGAGGGACGAUUGGAACUCACGAACACCUGGACCCCAGAAUGCUAUUUGCUUCUAUACGGGCGGUUCAAAACUACAGAACAGAGUAGGGGGAGGACUUUACUUCGAACAGCUAGGUCUACGCAUCUCGUUCAGACUCCCCGAUAAUUGCAGCGUCUUCCAAGCUGAAGUAGCAGCAAUAAGGGAGGCCCUAAAACACUUGAAAGCACUAAAACCGGAAAGCUCACACGUAAGCAUUUUCAGUGAUAGCCAAGCAGCUAUCAAAUCGAUUGCCUCAAUCUCAAGCCACUCAAAAACAGUAUCGAAUUGCCGCUCAUCUUUACACGAGAUGACACAACAAUUCGUAAUCAGCCUUAUAUGGGUACCCGGACACAGGGACAUAGAAGGCAACAGCAUCGCAGAUGAGCUAGCUCGAGAAGGCACCUUUGCCGAGUCCGGAGCGACAUCGCCGCGAGUAUGUCUACAGGAGGUACGCGAAGAGCCACAGAAGAAGACUUCACCAUCGAAAACGGAUAACUUUAUCGACACCUCGGACACCAUCCCGACAACCAGGAUUAUAUCCGCUGGAGUGAGGAGGAUAUAUCGGCAUACUCCUGGGAUGUUCCGAGACGUGCGACAAAACGUCAGCGAACCGUUUGGAAACCUAUGCGCAGACUUCGUGAGACCUCUUCCCAAGAUCCAAGUUCCGCUGACGCUGAUGAUGACGACGCAGAAGACCCCGUCGGCGACCAUCCCGAGCCAUGCACCCGACUUCUGA
Messenger RNA from Drosophila yakuba, 1905 nucleotides. RefSeq lists its product as uncharacterized. Lineage: Eukaryota; Metazoa; Arthropoda; Insecta; Diptera; Drosophilidae. Gene Ontology annotation, biological process: DNA replication, removal of RNA primer. Bases 868 to 1905 code for a protein of 345 amino acids. The record is from RefSeq and is a predicted model, not a curated record. Gene Ontology annotation, molecular function: RNA-DNA hybrid ribonuclease activity; nucleic acid binding. The transcript has 4 exons.